This is a messenger RNA of Octopus sinensis (East Asian common octopus), 1777 nucleotides long. Its product is annotated as CD109 antigen. The record is from RefSeq and is a predicted model, not a curated record. The transcript is spliced from 16 exons. The coding region runs from base 39 to 1763 and encodes 574 amino acids. Gene Ontology annotation, molecular function: endopeptidase inhibitor activity. NCBI's taxonomy places the organism in Eukaryota, Metazoa, Mollusca, Cephalopoda, Octopoda, Octopodidae.
GUUUGUAAACUUUUGGCUUUUUUUUUUUUCAGUUCAAGAUGGUGUCCGUGCUCCAGUUGGGCAUAUUUUUGACCAUAUCCAUUUGCCUGGUUGGUUCUACCAAAACAAUCAAUACUACGUACUAUUUGCUCUAUGCACCAAGACGCUUCAGUAUUGAUGAUGGACUCAACAUCACUAUUGUAUUGUUCGGAAAGGUUGAACCUACUACAGAAGUUGCUAUUAAACUCAAAGAUGGUGACAAAGUUCUUAAAGAAAUAUCUCAAAAUGUUUCUGCUGACAAAAAGAUAGCAUUCUUCAAGAUGUAUACUGGAGACCUUAAUGUAGGACACUACACACUAGAGCUUAAUCUUGGUGGCUCAUUGAAAGUCUUCUGUGAUUAUGGGUCUACAACAACCAUCCUGACUGCCAAAAACAUACACAAGCCAGGAGAUACAGUGAAAUUCCGUGUCUUGAACCUUUACCGAAAUCUCACCGCCAGAAAUUCUUCUGCGAAAGUCAAUAUAAAAGAUGCAAACGAGAAUUUACUGUCCAGAAUGCAGCUUACUUCGGAGAAUGGUGUUUCUGUAGGUGAAUUUCCAAUCUCUAGCCGACCUGUUUUGGGUACUUGGACCAUAGAAGUGGAGCAGGAUGAAGAAACAACGAAAAAAACAAUUGAGGUCAUGGAAUAUGUUCUCCCCAAAGUGGAAGUGACAGCAGAAUCUCCUAAAUAUUUAUAUAGACUAAAUGAAGAUAAGUUGAAAGAUGUAAUACUCAGUGUUAAAGUCAAAGCCCUGUACACUCAAGGUAAACCUGUGACAGGAAUAGCAACAUUACAUAUAACUUGUUUGAAAAAGAACUCUUUCUCUCAAAAGAUCACAAAAGAGACCACUUUCAAAAUUAACCUGGGUGAAUAUGCUUCUGGAGUCUGCCAUUAUUUCAAUAUUAAUGCUUCGGUUGAAAAUGACUUGGAUAAGAAUGUCUACUAUGCUGACUUAACGGCCACCUCUGUCACUUCUUUUCCAAUUAGAAUAAUGCAGCACUAUGAAGAAAACCUGUAUGAACCGAAUGUGACGUCAAGGUUUAAGGUGACGGUGCAACGUGUUGAUAGACAGCCUCUGACUGAUGAAGACAGAAAGAACCCUUUGAAAAUUUCCAUUAACAUUGAAGGCUUCAAUUACAGUAAAUCUUCUAAGAUCCCUGAAGAUGGCAUUGUUGAAUUUGGAUUUACUCCACCAAAUCGUGAUAGGUUGCCAGUGGAGGUUGUCUAUGACGGUGUAGAUCAGUCAAAGAAGUUUCAGGUAAAACAGGAGGUUAUAUUAGUACAUGUAACAGCAUAUGGAUCAAUGUCCCUGAUCAGAAAAGAUGAUGAGACCACGAAACCUGAGUUCUUGGUGGUUUUUCCUGCGCCAGUAACCGACUAUUUCUACACUGUUGUGAGCCGUUCCAAAGUCUUCAUCUCGAAACAUGUCCAACAAGAUGCUGCAAAAUUUGCUACAAUUUCAUUUGAUACCAAUGGAAUGUUUUUAAAAGCCGACUUAGUGGUUGGUUACAAUGAGAAAUAUGGAGAACUUCUUAGUGCAUCAGCUAGUGUUGAUGUGAAAAGACCUACAAAUGUAUCACUAAAUGCUAAAUUUAAAGAAUCCCCUGUGGAACCAGGCAAGGAAGCAGAAUUGAUAAUCCAGAGCAGCCCUAAUACAAUGGCCUUUGUCGCUGCUGUUGACAAGAGUGUCUUUUUACUCUCUAAGAAAACCGAUUCGAUCUCUGAAAUAGUAAGUUGUCUUUAAAAACUUUCUGAUGC